This is a messenger RNA of Podospora anserina S mat+, 2721 nucleotides long. RefSeq lists its product as uncharacterized. The transcript has a single exon. Bases 1 to 2721 code for a protein of 906 amino acids. The record is from RefSeq and is a predicted model, not a curated record. NCBI's taxonomy places the organism in Eukaryota, Fungi, Ascomycota, Sordariomycetes, Sordariales, Podosporaceae. Gene Ontology annotation, cellular component: nucleus. Gene Ontology annotation, molecular function: RNA polymerase II cis-regulatory region sequence-specific DNA binding; zinc ion binding; DNA-binding transcription activator activity, RNA polymerase II-specific. Gene Ontology annotation, biological process: DNA-templated transcription; regulation of transcription by RNA polymerase II.
AUGCCCCGGUCGGAUCCGAGUGAACAAAGCGUUAGCCCCGGCGGAACCGAGGCCCACGAGGAUGGUGAUGAUCGCGCUCCGCCCCGUAAACGCCAGAGAGUCCGGCUCUCCUGCCUCGAGUGCCGUCGAAGAAAGUUGUCCUGUGACCGGGAGUUUCCAUGCUCCCGCUGUCUUCAGUCCGGUACAUCAGACAAGUGCGAGUAUGAGACCCGGCCCGGCCUGGCACCUCCGAACAAGCUCGGCCUCUCCCAGGGUGCCUUGACGGGUCUGGACUCUCGACUGUCGUUGCCAAGUACCGGAGGAGAGUCGCCCUACUUUCGCAAGGAUGGCCGAGAUCUUGACAGGAUCCGUCGGUUGGAGAUGGAGGUUGCCCAGCUGAGGAACCUCCUCACCAAUAAACAGGGCGGCGCUUUUGUCGACGGCAGUACGCUUCAGGACCACUCACCCCCUGAGCCGAAGCAUCACGAAGAUGACGAAAGAGACAAGGAAGAACCUGAGCUGCCACAGUUCCUGCGGGUCCAGACAACAACGGCCGACAAAGAAGAGCUACGCUUCUUCAGGGGCAAGGAGUUCAAAACGCGAUACUUUGGCCCCCACAGCGCGUUCCUGGCCUUCCAAGAAGUAUGUGACGGUCUUUUACUUUCUUCCUCUCCAUUGGCUCGGAAUGCGUUGGCUAACGACGAGAAGUUGACUGGACUGUGUCCUUUCAUGAAAGAAACCUCCGAGGAGUGGCUUCGACCACACCGGAUCAGCCGGAACAAGGACCGCCACAAGAGGGCCGAGGACCGAGACAGGAAGUUCCGUGAACCAGAUCUUGCGCUGGAAGCUCUCCUUCCCUCCAAGGAGGAAGCUGAUCACAUGGUAUCUAUUUACUUGGACCAGUUCGAGCAGAUUCACCGAAUCCUCCACAUCCCCAGCUUCCGCAGGGACUAUGCCAAGUUCUGGGACCCUAACGAGACUCGUAAUGCAGCCUUCACGGCUUUGAUCUUGUCCAUCAUGGGCAUUGCCAGCUGUUUGGCUGCUAAGCUACCGCACAAGUUCGAAAAGAUGGUGUCGAUCUCUUACGCCAAUGCCAUCAAAUGGAUCGAAGCUGUUGAACGUUGGCAGGAAGUUCAGAGCCAAAAGCAUCGCCGCCUGAUUCACUAUCAGAUCGCCUGCCUCAUCUAUCUUGCCAAGAGAGUCAACACAAUGAAGAAGAAGAGAUAUUGGAAAAAUGCGGGCGCAAUGACACAGGACGCCAUCUCUGUCGGCUUGCACCGGGAACCCAGCCACAUGAGGAGUGACAAGAUCACCCCUUUCCAGCAGGAGAUGCGGAGGAGAAUCUGGGCGACUAUUCAGAGCUACGAUCUUCAAGCAUCCUUUGACCACGGCCUGCCGUCAAUCUUGAGCACUCUACACUACGAUGUCAAUCCGCCGCAUAACAUCGACGACGACGAGUUUGACGAGGACACGAAAGAGCUCCCUCCCUCAAAGCCUCCAACUACAUACACGUACUCUUCCUAUCAGCAUCUCAGUCGCCAGAGCUUGCCGCUUCGCCUGGAGCUGAGCCGGGUGCUCACCGGCCCUCCCGAAGAUCUCGACUAUGCGCGUGUCGUUCGCUACACCGAUGAGAUCAACCGCGAGAUUGAUGCCCUCCCGUCAUGGGAUGUAAGCGAUGCAGACAAUGAGGAUACGGACGAACAGCAAACUCAGAAGAAGCCUUUGCUUGCCUAUACACUUUUGCACAUCCAGCUUCGCCAAUACAUCAUACCUCUGCACCAGCCCUUCCUUCGUCUUCGCAAACAAAACUCCAAGUACCAAUACUCGGAGAUUAUCUACUACAAUGCCGCCAGGGAUAUGGUUCUCCUCAACGACCAACUUUUCCAGCAGGGCAUUCGCACACUCAACUUUCUCCGUGAGGACAGUCUAACACUGGCGAUCAAUCUCUGCAGUGUCACCAUGCUUCAACCACGCGGGUCAACUAAUAUGAUCAUGAUCAACAGCAAGCACACGGUGGAGGCCCUGGAGAAGUGCCUGGCCAUGAAGGAGGACCGGAUCUUGAGGUGCGGGAACAAUGAGCCCUGGGGAUACAGCAUUAUGUGUGCUGCCUUUGGGCUUUUGGAGGCUCACCUAGGGAUCAAAACCUCACAGGAAGCAAAGGCAGCCAGUGCGGACAGGUUCGUGACGUUACACUACAAAGUGAUGGCCGGACAGGAUCCGCCUGUUUCGAGCCAGCCGACGGGCUCUCAACCUGGUCCGUCGUUAGUAGGGGCAACGCCAGGACGUGGCGGACCGGUUACACACGGGCCAUCGCAAGGCCACAGAAGGGUCAAUAAUGGACCGUUCUCUGCACCUCCCGGAGGCGGCCCAUCAGCACCAUUUGACCCUUUUUCCAGAGACAAGGUCUGUGCCUCAUUUUCAUCACCGUCGGAUACCACUUCUCAUAUUCAGGGAUUCGGUCGGGAUGUCCGGAACGUGCGAGAUCGGGGGCUGACGAAUGGCUCGUUUCCGCAGGGGAUGACUCCUUUUCAACAACAACCACAGCCGCAACCGAACCCGCAUGGAAUUGCGACAGGAAGCAACAACAACGGUAUGGAGAUGCCAGUAAAUCCUUGGUGGGUCCCCAACACGGACACGCUGGGGGAGAUCCCGGUCAACUUUGAACAGCUCGGGUAUAGUGUCAAUGAACUUUGGGGCGGUGGGACGGUGACCUGGGAUUGGGAUGCGAUGAUGGGGUCGUAA